This is a messenger RNA of Funneliformis caledonium, 405 nucleotides long. Lineage: Eukaryota; Fungi; Glomeromycota; Glomeromycetes; Glomerales; Glomeraceae. The record is from the annotation of a GenBank genome assembly.
AUGGCCGAGGAUCCAGUGUGGGAAAGUUCGACGGUAGAUACAAUUAAUCCGAAUGUUUUUCGUCAACCUUUUAAUGAACCUGACGGAUUAUUCACUGAGAUUAAUGCUCGUUGUAUGAGUUCCAAGAAUAAAAAUCUCACUUCACACGAUGACGUGAAAGAUAAUGCCGAAUUUAUUUACCAAAAAUUGUCUCGUAUGGAAAUGCCUCCGGGAAGAACCUUGGAUAAGGAUGGAAUUUUUGAACAAUUUAGAUUGGGACCUACUCCGUCAGCAACUGAUUACGUUUUGAGUCGGAUUUUCUGCUGCCUUACAAGAUUCCACACCAUUCAAAUGGGGAUUUUAUCUGGCGCUUCUCUCGCAGAUUUGGGAAAUUCCGCAAAUUGUGCAAGCAUACCAAUUGAUUGA